This is a messenger RNA of Laccaria bicolor S238N-H82, 948 nucleotides long. RefSeq lists its product as uncharacterized. Bases 1 to 948 code for a protein of 315 amino acids. The record is from RefSeq and is a predicted model, not a curated record. NCBI's taxonomy places the organism in Eukaryota, Fungi, Basidiomycota, Agaricomycetes, Agaricales, Hydnangiaceae. The transcript is spliced from 7 exons.
AUGGUGGGAAGCAUAGACACAUUGGUGCACCCAAUUUGCAUUCCUGGAAAUUGUAUUGCUCAGUAUAUGCGCUCGGCUCUUCUUCAACGUCAGUGCCUUGGUCUGCGUGGCCCGAGUUGUCGAAAGGUGUCUCAACGCUCAAACGAGGGCAUGGGAAUCAUGGGUUUCAUGGGAAUGUCCUAUAUGUCGGAAAACUUGCCGCUGGCAUGUCUAUCGGCAGACAGGGAGGGAAUCACGAUGGAGGCAUACUGCCUGGCAUUGGGCCUUGCGCAGAGACGAAAGCCGUUAGAAAGCAUGUGGCGACGGGUGGUCUCUUCCAGCAGUGUAACUAUCGUGCCCACCACCCUAGAAUGGGUCGGUAGUGUCAUCAUCUUCCUCUUGUUCUACAUGAUUGGAUGCGUGUCAAAGGCGAUUGUCACUUAUCGUGGGCUCCCCAUGCCAGCCAACACUCUUGACUGGGUCUUCACAAUUGUAUUUUCAUCUUUAACAUACUGUCUUGAAAUGUACCAAGAUGAAGCUGCCUAUGCUUGGCCGUCCGUCUUCCAGACCAACUAUCAGCCUUCUCUCUAUUCAGUAACACUUAUAACCUCUUCCACUAUGAUCAUUUCUGGGUACUUUCUUGUCCUUCUUUGGAACUGGGUCCCCAAAAAGCCACCCACGGAGCUACCUUUGCCCCCUUCUCUUGACUAUAUCCAUUUCAUCAGCUGUAAAACCCUGCUGUGCUGCUUUACAACAUUUGGAGGCAUAUCCGCAACUUUCAAUCCCAUGCAGAGCUUUUUGAGACUAAUUCGGCGAUCCGUGCUUGUCUGUGUUGCCUUUACGUCUCGCUUUCUUAACGCGAUGUCAAUUACAAUCACAGCUUGGGGUUCCGUGUUACACCUCUUUAGGUCCCUUGGACAGGCGGCGUCCUCGGCGCUCAUUCGUGUUGGCUUCAUCCCUCUUUUCUGA